AUGGCGGCUUUCCGGCAGCCCCAGACUGCAGCUGCACUCACACCUGCGGAGAUGGAGCUCAGGCUGAUGUGGCAGGACGCCGAAGCUGAUUUCAGGCAGAUGACAAGAAGAAGCUUGAAGACGGACCAAGAGAAGCGUCUGGAAGAUGUCCUCGCCGAUCUCGACAGAAAGUAUCGACCCCCGGAGUCUGAGGCGGGCAAAGACUCGGCCAAAGCCAAAGCGAAGAUUCGUGCAACCAUUGGAAAGGUUCUCCAGUGCGUCCAACUGCUGGGUGGCUUAGCUGCACAAGGGGCAUCAAUUGUGUUUGGUCCUGCCACUCUGUGCUUCAACGCCAUCUCUUUUCUGAUCGACGUACCCGGCAAGAUUGCUGAGGUUUACGAAGGCGUUGGGAAUCUGUUUGAGGAGAUCUCGCACUCGCUUGUGCUGUUCAAGAUCUAUGAGAACUACACCAAGCUCGAUCCGGACUUGAGGGAUGGGACGCACAAGCUGAUGAUUUCCAUUGUGAGAAUAUGCGGGCUUUCCAUCAAGAUCAUCGAGGGUGGUGUUUUGCAUCAAAUCAAGAUUGGAGCGAAAAUCACUUUCCUGAACGAUGACUCGGGCGUGAAGAGUGAACUGGCCAAAUUUAAAGCUCUGAUUGAAAAACAAAGUCGGGUCACUGAAGCCAUCACCCUUCAGCACGUGCUGAGCAGCGAAGAAAAGAUUGUCCAGGUUCUCAACGCUCAGUAUGAGAAUGCAGAGAAACUCGGAAAACUGGAAUCGGGCAUGGACAUCAUGGUCGCAGACGUAAGCGAUCGUAAGAUGCACAUGAUCCUCUCGGAGAGACUUGAGGCCAUGAGCAGAAUGCUGUCGACCACAACGCAAUCGGCCCAAGAAGCGAGGAAGGCGAUGCUCUUCAUGAGAGACAAUCUUCUUACGGGCAGUGCUCAAUGGGUACUGGAGCAUGAGGAUUACACGGAUUGGAAGACUGCAGAGGCCGACGCGAUCCCCUUGCUCCUGCUUUCGGGGGAGAAGAACACGGGCAAGUCUUUCCUCCUAGCGGCCAUAGAAGAAGACCUCCGCAAGACGAACACAGACGUCUCCAUCGCAUACUACGAGUUCACGAAACGCGAAGCCAAAAGCACACGAGAGAAGCACAAGGAGGACGCGGUGACAGCAAUGAAGUCAAUGUCCCUGCAGCUGGCCGGCCAAUACAAGCAAUACGCCACCGAAAUGGCCGGCCUCAAAGACGACUUCAAGCCACCGGAGAGCAAGGAAAAAGAUAUGUGGGAGAAGCUCUGGUGGGACAAACUGCAAUUCUCAAAAUACCCUCAGACCAAGGAGAAGGCCGACUUCGUCCUGAUGUUUGAUGGCCUAGAAGACUUGUCUGAGAGCAACUGUGCCAAACUCAUCAAAAUGCUCAAAGCCGUUCGAGAUGAAAGCCGCGCCUCAGGGAAGGUCAUUCGGCAGCAUAUUCGCAUCAUUGCCACCGCCAGCCCAAAGGUAUUCAAAGACAGCCCGAUCACUCCUAUUGAAAUUGCGGACCACAAUCUAUCCGACAUCAAAAUGUACAUCGAAGAUGAGCUCAGGAAGGAUGAAAUCCUUCAAGGCCAACACGUGGAGAUGCUGGAUCUUCUGAAAGCGAUUCGCACAACCCUUCCCCAGGUUGCGAUGGGGUCCUACUCCGUUGUCCAGCAAAAGCUCGAAAGAAUCCGAGAGGCGGUGGAUUCUGACGCAUAUCUUGACGAUGUACAGACCAUCUUGUCCGAAAACCCAGCCGACGAUCUGGGCAAGCUUGCUCGCAAGGUUGUCAACGACCUGAAUGCGACCCUGAAACCCCACGACAUCGACCAAUUGAAUGAGCUUCUCCAUUGGGGCAUAUUUGGUUACGAAUACUUUGCGGUUGACCAGCUGAGGGCAACCGUCUUUUUAAACUCUGGGAAGGCGUCGUUGCAGCCGUUUGAAAGAAAGCUGAAGGAAAAGUAUGCAAGGAUCCUACAUGUCAAUGACGACAGGGUGGAGGUCGACACUGACAUUGAGAACUUGUUUCGAAGCCGAGACAGUUCCGUGACGCCGGCUGCGACAGUAGCGGACCUGGACACUGCCCGCAUCUCGAUGACGAUUUCGAUCAAUCAAGCGGAUCUACGUACGGUGCAGCAGUUCUUUUGGGAUCUCACGGAUGGACUCAGAACUGGGAGGUUCGAAUUUUCAGCCGACUCAUCGAACAUCGGCGGCAAGGGCGUCAUCCAAACCGAUGAAGUCCGAGCGAGCUACUACCUAUCCGACCAACUUCUGAAGCUUUUGAACGACGAACCCCAUGAGAAAACCCAGUGUCUUGUUCCAUAUGCGUUAACAUACCUCACUUACCACCUACUGAAAGUCAAAGAAUCGCUAGAAGAGGGUUGGUUAGGUACCUCGGAGCGCAGGAUCAUCGCCAAAAGGCUAGUGGAUCUCCUGAGUGACGUGGACGGAAUUGAGAAGUUCUGGGAUGCGAGGAAUGAGCUCUCCCCAAAUUGGAUCGAUCGCGAUCAGGUGGAAACAGUUCGAAGCUUGCUCAAGGAUGAAAAGACCAUCGAUGUGCUCCAGCCAAAGGAGAGACGUUGGGUCAAAUUCUAUACCGCAGACUCCGAGGGCAAAGCAGGUAUCUAUAAGCCUAUAACACUCAUGGUGGCCAGACAUUGGCUGCGUGAUCGCUCCUGGGAGGUGUAUGCAGCGUACAACUGGAUACGCAAAUAUGUCGAUUUGCAAAACUCGAAGGACGACGACGAAGCGAACAAAAAGGAUGCCGAAGAUGGUGAUGACGACCGCCAUGAAAAUAACGGUGAGGCUACCACAGAUGGACUUGAGGAGCUUGUCAGCUCAGAGCAGCAGCCUGAGCCUGAGCCUGCAUUUCACGUUAAAGGAAUUGCUUCUGCUGCCGCUUGGGUACAGCAAGUGUUGUCGCUCAAAGAUGAGAAACUGGACGCUUUAUGGUAUGAUCGCCUUGGGGAAACAUGCUAUGCAGCGAACGAGUUUCAGGCCGCAAAAGAAUUCUAUGAGAAAGCCAAAGCACUACCCGACUGCCAGUGGACUGUAAAUCAAGGCUGGGCUCUUGCGGUGGACAAACUAAGCGAAUCUCAAGACAAUGACAAGGCCAAAAAGAAGGAGCUGAAGGAGUCUGCAUGCAACGAAAUGGAGAUAGCCCUCACAUACCUGAGGUCGACGUUGAAAACCGCCGAGUUCGGGGACGACAGCAAGAACGCCCUCAUUCUAAGCCUCAAGAGCCAGGCUUCGUGGCAAGCGGAGCUCAACUCAAUGGACCAGGCCUUUGCGCUCUACAAAGAGGCACUCGAGGUUGACCCCAAGGAACAUGCCAUUCGUUGCAACCUGCUCGAAGCUCUGUAUGCACAAGGCAAAGAAGCAGAUGCGAGAGAAAUGCUUCUUCGGAUGAUGAACCAGCGAGGAAGUCCCAGCGAGUCCGACCUUUUCUCUGACCUACUUCUAUAUCUGACGGAGAGCGAGGUGUACACCAUAGCACUGCAGCCGAUCGACCUUAUCCUGGCUUUGGCUCGCACAGACGAGAGACUCAACGUCCAGACGUUGGAAGCAUUGCAAGCUGCCAUUCGCGACGCCAGAAAGAGCAACCUCACAAUCAGCGAAGGAAUGCUUCUCCUCUAUCAAGGUAUCGUUCUCGCGCACGGCACCACGGACGAUGCUCGUAUCCAGCACGCUAUCCGCUGCUGGGAGGACUGCCAGUCUCUCUAUCUUUCAUCUCGGUGGGACCUGGCUCAAACACAAGCUUCCGCGGCUCGCUUUGUGGCACAGCACUACUUCCAACGUGCGGUCAAGCCGGGCAUUGCGGCCGAAGAGCGCGAAGAGUACUUGGGCAAACUCCUCAGGCUGAAGCGCCUGUCCACCAGCUGGAUCCACGGCUUCCGCCCCAACUCUUAUCUUGCCUCUUACUACGUCCGUCAGAACCAGCUGGAAGAGGCACGGCAGGUGUUUAUGGAGGACAUGAUGGCGGCGAUGGAGAUUCUUUCCGACAGCGAUCCAGAGAAUGACUCUUACGGAUACAGGGCUCUAGCCAACAUCCUGAUGAAUACUGGAGAUGACCUCAACGCUCUCAGUGCGUGGUCUUUACUUGGCCCAGACGACCUCUUCAAGACUAGCAGCUCUGACGGUGAACAUGCGAAUGACGGAGAUCAGAAUGGCACGCCAAAAGAGAACGGUGUCUCUGAGGCGAAGCCAGACGAGCCCACAAUUAAUGGGGUUCCCGAAGAGGGAGAAACACCCAAGCCUCCCACCACUGAAAAGGCCGAGGACGACGACACCGCCACCACCGAGAUUCGCGAAGGUCCGCUUCGUAACACUUGCGACGGGCUCUGCGACCAUACAUGGAAUUAUGCCGAUGACCUACACGCCUGCCGGUAUUGCCCAGACACGCAGUUCACGACCGACUGCCUAGAGAAGCUCAAGGCAAACAAGCUCGAACACUACAUCUGCCACCCGGACCACAGCUGGCUGCACGUGCCACCCUGGAACGAUGAAGAAGCGCUCCAAGUCGGCCCAGGGAAAGUCCGAGUACGGGGCGAGCUUGUGGACGGGGUGAGAGUGGGUGGUGAGGUUGUAGAUAUCCAGCAGUGGCUCGACGAGAUCCGCGAGAUAUGGAAGCUGCCAAAAAAGGAGGACGUCCCCAUCAUUGCCGAGCCGGCCUUGAUGCCGAAUGGGUCGAGCAAGUGA
Molecule: messenger RNA, 4695 nt
Organism: Fonsecaea multimorphosa CBS 102226
Lineage: Eukaryota; Fungi; Ascomycota; Eurotiomycetes; Chaetothyriales; Herpotrichiellaceae
Exons: 4
Coding region: 1-4695 (1564 amino acids)
Molecular function (GO): protein binding
Source: RefSeq, a predicted model, not a curated record